This is a messenger RNA of Nanorana parkeri, 441 nucleotides long. RefSeq names its product RNA-directed DNA polymerase homolog. The transcript has a single exon. Bases 1 to 441 code for a protein of 146 amino acids. The record is from RefSeq and is a predicted model, not a curated record. Lineage: Eukaryota; Metazoa; Chordata; Amphibia; Anura; Dicroglossidae.
AUGACAACCUCAAGAAAGGGUUCAUCAGGCCAUCCACCUCCCCUGCAAGCGCAGGGAUGUUCUUUUGUGAAGAAUAAAGAUGGUGCCCUGCGACCCAUAAUCGACUACCGGGGGCUCAACAAGAUAACCGUUAAAAACCGGUACCCACUACCUCUUCUCCCCGAACUCAUUGAGAGGUUACAGACUGCCCGAAUCUACACCAAACUGGAUCUCCGAGGAGCAUACAAUCCAAUACGGAUUCGGGCAGGGGACGAGUGGAAAACCACGUUCAAGACUAGGUAUGGUCUUUUUGAGUACACUGUGAUGCCUUUUGGGUUGUGUAAUGCACCUGCCACUUUCCAACAUUUCGUGAAUGACAUCUUCAGGGACCUGCUAGACAUCUGUGUCAUCAUAUACCUGGAUGACAUCCUGGUGUACUCAAACAGCCCAUUAGAGCAUUGA